Molecule: messenger RNA, 574 nt
Organism: Aspergillus alliaceus
Lineage: Eukaryota; Fungi; Ascomycota; Eurotiomycetes; Eurotiales; Aspergillaceae
Exons: 2
Coding region: 35-442 (135 amino acids)
Source: RefSeq, a predicted model, not a curated record
UUUAAACCAGUAACAGUUUCCAAUACUCUCAAUUAUGGCCCGCAACUUCUUAUCAGUUGCAGUGUCAGGAGUUGGUGUUAAAUCUCUUUUUAAUACCAGUCAUGAUAUCUGUUACUAUCGCCGAAGCCGCCUUGAUCCAAAAACUAUUCAUGGACUUAUAAUACUUCUUAUAGCAGAUCGCUUUCAGUUAAGAAAAGACUGCCAAAUUGAGAAGAAAGAGAGUGAUAAUAUAUCAGAUAUCUAUAACUACCUUAAACAACCGGGUGAUAAGGAUCACUUUGAAUAUAUCAGUGAUAAGGAGAAGCAUGCACAGUUCCAUAAAGAUAAUAGUGAAGAUGAUAUACAGGGACCAGAGACUUUAGGCUAUCGGCGGCAGUCAAGAUAUGGAGCUCAGGCUGUAAAUUAUCGUGCUCUUGCCGGUUAUCAGAUAUAUAAUACCUAACAUUAGACUUUUAAUCAGACUUAGUGUUUUUCCUUUAGAGUUAUAUAUUCUAACUUAGUUAGAAUUUUAUUUACUUAUAUCUUUAGUAGCUUCUGCCUUAAUAUCUGUAUUCGCACUAAACUACUUUAGUAU